UGAUUCCCAAGUGGCCGGUAGAGAUGGCGCGGCAAUGCCGUAUCCUAACGAGACUAUCCCUCGUCUGAAGGCGGGCAGAGCCUCAUCGCGUCACGAGGAGAGGGCACGCGGGCUUGCCAGCGUACCCACCUGCUAAUCCAACACACACACGCACACCAAGAGAAGAAGCAAAAAAGAAAAGGAAGCAAAUCCUUCAGGUCGGCUUUGUGACAACACAAGGCUCCCAGCCUGAUCCAACCCUCCAAAGCCUUCGCCGAGUUUCCUUGGCCACGAUGUAUCGGGGACAGCUGCCCCUUGGGCUGCGUCAUAGAGCUCGCUUUGAAGAGGGUCGGAGAGGUGGUGAGCAAGAGCAUGAAGUGUCGCCCAAUAUUGACGGCUUAGAAAUGAGGAUCGUCGAGUCCGCUAUCGUGCUCCUCAAGUUUCGGAGGGCUGGCAACGCCUAUGACGCCAACGGUUUCUUCGUCCACGUCCCGGGAGCCCAACGCGGCGUCAUCUUCACGGCGGGUCACAACCUCGUCGACGAGCAGGGGAGUCGUAGCACCGAGCUAAGAGUAUGGUGGCAGGGAGAGCCCGAUGAGGUGGCCGUGGCGCCUGAAGACGUGCGUAUCAGUGCAAAGUAUGAGGCGAACCCAACGCCCGCGUCCGCCGUCUUCGACUACGGUGCUAUCCUCCUUCCCAAGCCAGCAUCGGCGAAUACGCGAAGGCCCGGCUUCGGCUUCGCGCUAAAACUGGCGGAGGAGGAAGUUCAGUCUUCAGUGAACAUCACGACGUACAAGCCCGGGACGCCUAUCGGCCCGGAGACCCGCCCGGUGCAUUUCAUCGGAGGGUGCACUAACCCUCAAGCCAAGAGCCAGAUCGAGCACGACAUUUCGACGGAGCCCGGUGUCAGCGGAUCUCCAAUCUGGGUCGGAUACAAAAAGUAUCCCACCGUUGUAGGAAUACACAACUAUGGCAAGGGGAUCGACAAACUCGGAAAAAGCGGCCGGGGAACACGCCUCACUCUCAGUGUGAUGCGCGAGAUCUUCGGGUGGGCCGGCGCCCUCGCAACGAACAAGCAGAUACGGGUUGUAACUACUAGCGACGAAGACGAAGACGACGACAGCGACGACAAUGACAACGUUAGAGAUGACGACGGCGGCCGCGUAGAAGACCGAAAAAUUUGCGAUCGUACUGAUAGUGGCAGUAGUAAUGAGGGUGAAGUGUACGACGACGGCGAGGAAUACAAAGAACGCCCCAAAGAGGAGGAGAGCGGGGACAGUUCUGGGAGUGAAAAAGAGAGCCCGGAGGCUCCGCCUCAAAUGGCCGGACCACUCCUAUUCCUCACAUGGUCGCCGCAAGACCACAUCAUCCGCGUCGUCGUCGGCGAGUCCCUAGAGCCCAAAUGGACCCGUUUCUUCGUCCUGCCCGUAUACGCAUCCCCUCUCCUUGUCUCCAAGCAGCCACUCUUCGAAUAUGCCUUCGGCCUCGAGAACCCCCCAAAAAACUGGACCCGGGAGCCAGACGCAAGUAGCCAGGAGGGAGAUGGUAGACCCCUCUGGGUGUCGUGGGACAUCGAGCAGAAAAUGGCUACCCUAGUCACCUCGCUCCGACAGGCCCGCCUCGCGAGAUGGGAACGUCAAGGGGACGCUUACGCCCUUAGGCUACUAGUGAGGAGAAGAAAUGGAGAAGACCUAUGGGAGGUGAUCGUACGGACUGACUCUCGGGUUGUAAUGCCAUGGGACCUGGGCGACCCUGGAACCGAGUUCACGGGUCUGGAUUACAAAACACUCGAUGAUGAAAUUCCAGAAUCCUACAAUAGGUUCGUCCUCGUGUAGAACCGCAUGCAUAGUUCUUCGUAGCUUCCUACGACAGAAUGUAUAAGCAUGUUUAAAUUCCAACGGCCUCUGAGAAGAAAUACGCCUUCUCCCCCCCCGUGCUGUACGCCAACGUCAAGGUGGGGGUAUCUGGGGCAGUGGGGUGUAUAAACCGGCUUCAGUAUCACCUUAACGAUUUAAUAAUACCAAUAUAGACAUGACGAGAAUGAUUACGUCGGAUACAUUGAAUUUGCAAUUUGCUAUCCUAGCCUAGUUCCAAUAAGCAC
Messenger RNA from Durotheca rogersii, 2080 nucleotides. RefSeq lists its product as uncharacterized. The record is from RefSeq and is a predicted model, not a curated record. The coding region runs from base 273 to 1814 and encodes 513 amino acids. Lineage: Eukaryota; Fungi; Ascomycota; Sordariomycetes; Xylariales; Xylariaceae. The transcript has 5 exons.